AUAUGUAGUACGCGGUUCCAUGUACACAGCAAAUGGCUGUCAAUAUCUUGGGAGCCUGGUCAACCCUCAACGUGCGCGAUGUGACCGCACCAUGUUCGUAGGUUCUUUUUCGUUGAAUGCAUGCGUAUACCCUUGUGGUGCAGGAAGAGUUGCCACGGCCAGUGCAAGGCCAGUGAGUGUGGGAAGGUGCUGGUUCCCCAAAGCGGGCUUUGCCCACCGCCAUCGCUCGCCUUUAUAUAACACGUUGACAAUAGUCGUGCAUCGCACGCUCCUCAAACAAAAGGUUCCAAGACCUGACCUACUAUCUGGUACACGAUGUCAACACAAUCACCCACCGUACCCACCGAUUUCUCAGUGGAAGCCCUCAUCCGUUCCUUCAUGACGAUCAUCCUCUCCGAAAUUGGGGACAAAACCUUCUUCAUCGCCGCCAUUCUCUCCAUGCGCCAUCCUCGCCUCGUCGUCUUCCUAGGCGCUCUUGGUUCCCUUGCGCUGAUGUCUGUCCUGUCAGCUUCACUGGGUCACAUACUGCCUACGCUUUUACCCAAGAAAUGGACUCAGGUUAUGGCUGGGGUGCUGUUUUUGGUCUUUGGGAGUAAGAUGAUGAUGGAAGCAAGGGAGAUGGGGGGGAAGGGAAGGGAAAAGGUUGAGGAAGAGAUGAGAGAGGUGGAAGAGGAGAUAGAGGAGGACGAAAUCGAGGCGGGAGGUAGUAUCCCGCUUGAACGGCUCGAGGAGGGGGAAGCAGUUCCUUCAUCCUCAGGUGCGAGAAAACAGAAAAAAUUGGGUUCGAGUGUCACGGAAGGCGUGAGGAAUUUUUGCAGUCUUAUCCUCGGGCCUGUUUUCGUGCAGUCCUUUGUGCUUACUUUCCUCGGAGAGUGGGGGGAUAGGAGUCAGAUUGCUACGAUUGCUUUAGGUGCUGCUGAUAAUGUGUAUCUCGUGACGCUAGGGACGGUCCUUGGUCAUACGUGUUGUACAGCGCUGGCGGUCAUAGGAGGGCGCUAUGUAUCGAGUAAAAUCUCCGUCAAACAUGUGACCCUAGGAGGUGCAGCCCUUUUCCUCAUAUUCGGCGUCAUCUAUCUCUACGACGCGCUUGCUAGCUCUGCGGAAGAACUCUCGAUACCCAUUCCUGUGGGGGAGUCGUGAGCUAAUAUAUAUUUUUAUUUAGGCUCGGUCAUGAUAGCACUCCAGCGCCAUGCCUGCAUUGACGAAACGCUUCACGUUUCAGGCUUUUUGGCUGGUUUAGCGUACAUCAGUUUGCAAAACAAUGUCUCGGAUCGCUAGUUUCGACGGCCUCUCGAAGUCAGGCUCAGUGGGCAACGAGCAAGACUAGCCACGGUCGAUCAUUUUUAGAUAAGUUCAAGCAUCUACCGUAAUUGCUCGAGCAGCAUGAAAAUUUGACCAAAAGCAACUGU
Messenger RNA from Suillus plorans, 1409 nucleotides. RefSeq lists its product as uncharacterized. Gene Ontology annotation, molecular function: manganese ion transmembrane transporter activity; calcium ion transmembrane transporter activity. Lineage: Eukaryota; Fungi; Basidiomycota; Agaricomycetes; Boletales; Suillaceae. Gene Ontology annotation, biological process: Golgi calcium ion homeostasis; manganese ion transmembrane transport; Golgi calcium ion transport. The record is from RefSeq and is a predicted model, not a curated record. The coding region runs from base 316 to 1140 and encodes 274 amino acids. Gene Ontology annotation, cellular component: fungal-type vacuole membrane; Golgi apparatus. The transcript has 6 exons.